GGUAUAAAGAAAUGCCGGCCCAUAUUCAUAUUUGCCCUUUCAAAUCUCUUCCUCCCUGUCUGCAAUUUCUGUCGCCGGCGGCGAUCUCUUCGUCCGCUUGUCGGAUUUCCGACUAUCCUUCUUAUCCGCACUUCCCUCUCCUCUCUUUAUUAUUUUAUUAUGUUUUAAACCAUAUCCAAAAUCAAAACUCCAAAAAAGAAAAUCUUUCGUAAAAAACUCAAAAAAUUCAUGUACGGUUUGAUUUUCUUUCUUUUUAUCUCAAUUGAUUGAAUUGUUUUGCUGCGAAUAAGAAGAGGAGAGGGAAGUGAAAAAGCACAAAAAAAUUUUAAAAAUCAUCUGUAGAAGUUCCAGUUUAUCUUGGGUUUUGAACUAGGAUGGCACAGGUUCAGGCACAACCUCAGGCUGGGAACUCCACUGGUGGAGUGAACCAGUUUGUAACGUCACUUUAUGUCGGCGAUCUGGAUUUCAACGUCUCCGAUUCGCAGCUGUACGAUAUUUUCAAUCAGCUCGGCCAAGUGGUCUCUGUUAGGGUUUGCAGGGAUUUGACCAGCCAGCGAUCUCUCGGUUACGGCUAUGUGAACUAUGGCAACCCUCAAGAUGCUGAUAGAGCAAUGAAGAUGCUGAACUUCACUCCUCUCAAUGGAAAGCCCAUCCGGAUAAUGUAUUCUCAUCGUGAUCCAACUUCACGUAAAAGUGGCGCUGGAAACAUAUUUAUUAAGAAUUUGGACAAGGAUAUUGAUCACAAAGCACUGCAUGAUACCUUUUCUGCAUUUGGGAACAUCCUAUCAUGCAAGGUGGCAACUGAUGCCACCACCGGGCAGUCUAAGGGGUAUGGGUUUGUGCAAUAUGACAGUGAGGAAGCUGCUCAAAAUGCUAUAGAGAAGCUCAAUGGCAUGUUGUUGAAUGAUAAGCAAGUGUUUGUAGGACCUUUUGUACGCAAGCAAGAACGUGAUUUGAAUGGGGAAAAGUCAAAGUUCACCAAUGUUUUCGUGAAGAACUUAGCUGAAUCUACUACUGAAGAGGAACUCAGGAAUGUUUUUGGCGAGUUUGGUACCCUCACAAGUGUAGUUGUUAUGAGAGACGAUGAUGGGAAAUCAAAAUGUUUUGGAUUUGUCAACUUUGAGAAUGCAGAUGAUGCGGCUAGAUCAGUGGAAGUGCUUAAUGGCCACAAAUGUGAUAAUAAAGAGUGGUUUGUUGGAAGAGCUCAGAAGAAAUCUGACAGAGAGGUUGAAUUGAAACACCGUUUUGAACAGAGUGCAAAGGAGGCAGUCGACAAAUCACAAUGUUCCAAUCUCUAUAUAAAAAACCUAGAUGAUACUAUUGGUGAUGAGAAACUCAAGGAAUUAUUCUCUCCAUUUGGCACAAUUACUUCAUGCAAGGUAAUGCGGGAUCCUAAUGGUGUUAGCAAGGGAUCAGCUUUUGUUGCAUUUUCAACUGCUGAUGAUGCAUCUAAAGCGUUGGCUGAGAUGAAUAGUCAGAUGAUCAAUGGCAAACCUUUGUAUGUUGCCCUUGCACAACGAAAAGAAGAUAGACGUGCACGAUUACAGGCUCAGUUUUCUCAGAUACGCCCGAUUGCAAUUGCACCUUCAGUUGGUACUCGUAUGCCCAUGUAUCCCCAGGGUCCCCCAGGUUUAGGGCAACAAAUAUUUUAUGGCCAGCCACCACCUCUCCUUACUCCACAACCUGGUUUUGGGUAUCAGCAGCAGCUUGUCCCUGGUAUGAGGCCUGCUGGGGGGCACAUGCCAAAUUUCUUUAUGCCGCUUGUUCAACAAGGUCAGCAAGGUCAGCGUCCUUCAGGCAGACGUGGAGGGCCGGGUCCACUGAUGCAACAGCAGGGACAGCAACCAGGUCCACUGAUGCAGCAGCAGAUGAUUCAUAGAGGACGUGGUGGAUAUCGUUACUCAGCAGCUGGCCGUGGUGGUAUUUCUGAUGUUUCUAUCCCUGGUGUAGCUGGAGGCAUGUUCUCUGUCCCUUAUGAUAUGGGUGCUCUUCCUAUUCGCGAUUCAGGGUUGGCUCAACCACCGCCAAUUGGUGCUUUAGCCACUGCUCUUGCUAAUGCUUCUCCUGCCGAUCAAAGAACGAUGUUGGGUGAGAAUUUAUACCCACUGGUGGAUCAGCUGGAGCCUGUGGCAGCAGCCAAGGUGACUGGCAUGCUUCUGGAAAUGGAUCAGACAGAGGUUCUUCAUCUGCUUGAGUCCCCCGAAGCUCUCAAGGCCAAAGUUGCAGAGGCAAUGGAUGUGCUCAGGAACGUCUCUCAGCAGCAGUCAAACAACACUGUUGAUCAGCUGGCUUCUUUGUCGCUGAAUGAUGGUCUUGUUUCUUGAGAGCAACUUAUCGGCGUUCGUCUACUUUGAAACAGAAGAAUAAUAAAAAAAAUCGCUGUUCUUUUAUUUCAUGAUUCACUUGAAUUUGGGUUGCUGGGGGAUGUGUUAGGCUUCCGAUUCUGCAUGAACCCUCUAUUGUGGGCUUUUGUUUGAAGACUUAUAGACUUGCUAUAAAUUCAUUUAUCAGGCGACAUUUGCUAUAUUUUCUUCACCUUUUGCCCUUAUGUGCCCAUCUUUUUUUGUUCCUUCUAAAAUAGAGACUAAUUAUAGAGGUGCAUUCUUGUUUGAUUAGGUAAAUGCCGGUUUGGUUCCUCCCUGGUUUCCUACAAUCUUGUUCAUGAAAUAACUGUCGUCUGUUCAUUUCAUAUUUUGGAGAGGAGUCUGGAUUUAGUUUUGUCAAC
Molecule: messenger RNA, 2725 nt
Organism: Cuscuta epithymum
Lineage: Eukaryota; Viridiplantae; Streptophyta; Magnoliopsida; Solanales; Convolvulaceae
Source: the annotation of a GenBank genome assembly